AUGUAUCAGAAGGAUGUAUUGGAGCGUAUCAGUGAGAAAGUUGAUCGUGAAAGAUGGGUAGCUGGAGCAGCACUUGUAAAUGCUUUCUAUAGCCCAAAUACGAAUGAGAUAAUUUUUCCGGCUGGCAUCUUGCAACCGGUUUUCUAUCAUAAACAUUUUCCAAGUUCAAUGAAUUUUGGCGGUAUUGGUGUUGUAAUUGGCCAUGAAAUUACACAUGGAUUUGAUGAUCGAGGACGAUUGUAUGAUAAAUAUGGCAAUAUUCGACAAUGGUGGGAUAAUGCGACAAUUGAAAAAUUUGAAAUUAAAACAAAAUGCAUCGAAGAUCAAUAUUCAGCUUUUAUACUUGAACAAAUUGGCAUGAAAGUUAAUGGUCGUAGUACAAAAGGUGAAAAUAUAGCUGAUAAUGGUGGUUUAAAGCAAGCAUAUAAAGCAUAUAAAAAAUAUGUUCACAAAUAUCCACAAUAUUUACUCUUACCAGGUGUUAAUUUAACACAUGAUCAAUUAUUCUUCCUCAAUUAUGCACAGACCAGAAGUGCCAUAAGAAUUAUUGUCUCGCAACAAUUCCGAGAUUCAGUUGCUGAAGUACAACGCUUCAACGACCAAUUAAUGAAGAUUGUCAUUGUCACUGAGGAACAUUGUCACACAUAUUCUGAGCGUAUGCGCUAUGUAUCUCAGAUUGGAUGUUCUGACCAGGAUAAGGAUGAUUUCUGGGAGCUGUUACAUGAGAAGACCGCAGAAAUUGGAUGUUCUGACCAGGAUAAGGAUGAUUUCUGGGAGCUGUUACAUGAGAAGACCGCAGAAGUAACAUCAGAAGACAAUAGAAUCAUGAAGAUUGUCAUUGUCACUGAGGAACAUUGUCACACAUAUUCUGAGCGUAUGCGCUAUGUAUCUCAGAUUGGAUGUUCUGACCAGGAUAAGGAUGAUUUCUGGGAGCUGUUACAUGAGAAGACCGCAGAAGUAACAUCAGAAGACAAUAGAAUCGUUGGAAAUAUUUGA
Molecule: messenger RNA, 996 nt
Organism: Loa loa (African eye worm)
Lineage: Eukaryota; Metazoa; Nematoda; Chromadorea; Rhabditida; Onchocercidae
Exons: 7
Coding region: 1-996 (331 amino acids)
Biological process (GO): protein processing
Cellular component (GO): plasma membrane
Molecular function (GO): metalloendopeptidase activity
Source: RefSeq, a predicted model, not a curated record